AUGAAUAAAUUUUGCGAUUAUAAGUCUUGUUAAUUCAAUAUUAAACAACCUACAAUAGAACAAAGAUCAAAACUAACAAAAGUUAUGUGUCCUCUCUGUAUGACUUCUAAUUAUUGUAGUAUUCGAUGCAGAGAUCUUGACUGGUAUUUUAUAAUAUUUAUGUUCAAGGCCAAUCUAUCAUAAAGGAAUCUGUAAGAAAACCUAACCUGACAGAGCUAAAUCAUGCAAUGAUACAAUGGAUUCUACAUCGACUGUGAGUGUUAGAAGAAAACCUGAAGAAUUUGAAAUAAUAACAAUUGGUUCUAAAUAGGAAUUGGGAAGAGGUUCAUAUGGGUCAGUAAAACUUGUAAAGGACAAAUAAAAUGGAUAAUUGUUUGCAAUGAAAAUUGUAAUAGUCUGAUGUAAUUUAUCCAUAGAUGAACAAAAGGCAAGUACUUGAGUAUUGUUCAGUGGAAAAUCUAAAAAGGGAAAUCAAAAUACAACGUAAACUAUUCCAUUCGAACAUUUGCAAACUCCAUCAUUAUUUUGAAGAUAAAGAAAAUGUAUAUUUAGUUCUUGAAUAUGCUGGUAUUAAUUAAAUUUUAUAAGAAAAUGGAUCACUAUUUCACUAUAUAAAAAAGAGAACCAAAUUACCAGAGUAGGAAGCAUUUGUUUAUUUUUUUUAAACUUGUCUUGGAAUUGACUAUUUACAUAAAAAUAAUGUAAUUCAUAGAGAUCUCAAAGUAAUUUAGAAAUUUAAAUGAAUAGCCAGAGAAUCUCCUUUUAGACAAUGAAGGUAAUGUUAAAAUAUGUGAUUUUGGUUGGAGUGCUGAGAGUUUGACAGAAAAACGAAUGACAUUCUGUGGAACUUAUGAAUAUAUGGUAGCUGUCAUUUAAUAUUAAAUAGGCUCCUGAAAUGUUGAAUAAAUAACCACAUGACUUUAGUCUAGAUGUUUGGAGUUUGGGUAUCUUAUUAUAUGAACUCUUACAUGGGAAUGCCCCAUUUAGAGGUAGGAAUAAUGAAGAAUUAUGUAAUAAGAUAAAAUCUAGUCAGCCUAUAAGCUUUGCUCCUACUUUAUCUCAUGAAGUUAUAACUUUGAUAAAAGGAAUCUUGAAAUUUAUUCCAUCUGAAAGAUUUACAAUGGAUUAAAUCUUCAAUCAUCCCUGGAUGGUUAAACAUGCUAAAAAUUUCAAUAUAGAUAUUUGGACUUUUGUAUACAAACCACUAUUUCCUACGAGAUAGAUUCCAUCGAUGAACUUUAAGAAUAAUACUAAACCAAUGGACAUUUAAAAAAAGGAACCUUCUACUAGACCCAUGUCUUAGGAUUACAGUAAAUUCAAGACUCAAGAAUAAUAAUCUAAUUAUAAGAAUUAUUCUUAGAAUGAUUAGAUUCGAUAAGAAGAUUUCAACAAACCUAGAAUUAGCAGAAUAACUAAUAGAAAUGAGAUCUUACAUCAUUAAUAUCAAUUAUAAUAAUAAUAAUAGGAAUAGAAAUUGAGUUUUAUGGAUAGAGUUUUUUUGGCAUUUGGAUGUUUAAAUAGAGAGAAAAAGUGA
Molecule: messenger RNA, 1534 nt
Organism: Paramecium pentaurelia
Lineage: Eukaryota; Ciliophora; Oligohymenophorea; Peniculida; Parameciidae
Source: the annotation of a GenBank genome assembly